Molecule: messenger RNA, 1331 nt
Organism: Selaginella moellendorffii
Lineage: Eukaryota; Viridiplantae; Streptophyta; Lycopodiopsida; Selaginellales; Selaginellaceae
Exons: 3
Coding region: 293-1273 (326 amino acids)
Molecular function (GO): metal ion binding
Source: RefSeq, a predicted model, not a curated record
AUAAUGGGACCACCUUCCAGGAGUCAUUUGUCAACUAGUCCCAGCGUUCAGUUUUUUUGCCACCGACAACUCACCUACGCUCUACAGGGAAGGAAGGACACUUCUCUCUAAUUCUCUCCUUUUUGUUUAUACGCUCGCAAAAAUCUACCCCUCUUUUUACACUCCUAAGAGGCGUGAGUGUCUUGAUCCGUUCUUCUAGUCUAUCAUCGCUGGCCACUGUCGGGAGAGAUAGAAUGGUGGUACUGUGAAUGUGAGUGGAGGAAGAAUCAAGCCAAGCAGCCACAAGAUCGCCAUGAAGAAGGUCACACUCAAUCUGUGUAGCUCUUGCAAGAAGUGCCGAGAGAAGGUCCUGGAGAUCCUCAAGCACACCGCAGGUGUCAAGGAGGUGGAGUACGCCCCCAAGAGCGGCAAGAUCGUCGUCACCGGCGAGGUAACGCUCGAGGACAUCCUCGCGGUGGUGGAGCGAUUCAAGAAGAAGAAGAAGCUUGUCUUCCUCUCCAUCGAGGAUCUCCCGCCGCCGCCAGAGAAAGAAAAGGAGAAGGAGAAGGAGAAGCCCAAGCCCAAGGAUCCCCCGCCCGCCGCCCCCACCCCUCCAUCGCCCAAGUGCUGCGACCACCGCCACGGCCACCACCACUGCAAGUGCCCGUGCCACCACCACCACCACCACAAAUCGCCGCCGCCAACGCCACCGCCACCACCGCCAGCUCCAAAGGAGCCCAAGCCCCACCAUAGCUGCUGUGACAACGAGCACCACCACCACCACAAAUCUCCACCGCCAACGCCAUCCCCACCGCCGCCAGCCCCAAAGGAGCCCAAGUGCUGUGACAACGAGCAGGACCACGAGCACCACCACCACCACCACGAUCACGAUCACGAUCACGACCACGACCACCACCACCACCACCAUGACUGUCCUCCGGAGAUCCCAUUCUGUCCGCCCACCAUCAUCGUCACUGGCUGCGACGCCAGCGAUCCUCCCUGCUACAGCCAGUACGACCCGGAUCCUUGCUGCGGCGGCGGUGGAAGAAACGACUCGAUGGAUCUGGCAGUGCUCAUCGGACUGGUGAUCGUCGUCAUGGUCCUCCUAGCAUCACUCAGCUCCUCCUCUUCUUCCUCGAGCACCUCCGAGGCCGCUGCCGAGGCUAUGAAGGGAUUCUUCACCUCCAUCAUUGGGACGCUGGGAUCUCUCUUCCUGAUCAUCCUGGCGCUGUUCGCGAUCAUGGGCUUCCUCUGCCUGGUCGAUCCGAGGCCUUCCCAGUCGUGUAAAUGUUGAGUCAACCUUAGUCAGCGGUCCAGUCCACGCCUUAGUCAAUGAAACCUUUUCUUCUUUA